AUGCCACUGUGCAACCAGAGAACGUUGCUAACUAACUAGUCAUCCUUCUAGAAUCGUUUGGAACAAACUCGAAGUUUGUAUUCUGCUAAGUCAUUGUUGUCAUCCCUGCCUACACUACAGCACAGGAACUAUAAAACUGUAUGCGUCGCUGUUCUCGGACUAUUUGUGAAGGAAUUGGGUGCUAGUAAUAGUAGCUCUCGAAUAGGUAAUUAACGCAGAAAAAUUACCUCAGUUGUUUACUAAUCUUGUCUCCGCUGACGCUUGUAUCAUACUCAAAGUCAAAGUCAAAGUGAGACAGCGACGGGAUGGAGUUUCCGCAUCUUGGACAACAAUGUUCAGUAACUACAUGCAAGCAGCUUGAUUUCCUGCCAAUGACUUGCGAUGCAUGUAAGACGGUGUUUUGCAAAGAUCACUUUGUUUAUGCCCGUCACAACUGUGAGUCUGCCUACAAAAAGGACGUUCAAGUCCCUGUGUGUCCCCUGUGCAAUAUACCAGUCCCUGUUAAAAGAGGAGAAGCACCAGACAUUGGGGUUGGUGAACACAUUGACCGUGAUUGCCAGUCAGAUCCAGCCAAAGAAAAACGCAAGGUUUACACCAAUAAGUGCUCUGUCAGAGGGUGCAAGCAGAAAGAGUUAGUGCCAGUCAGAUGUGAGAAAUGUCGGCAUAACUUUUGCCUGCGCCACAGACACGAGACCGAUCAUGAGUGCAAAGGAUUCCAGGACAGCGAUAGAGCACUACCAAAACCUGGAGUCGCUGCUUGGCUGCGAAGCCUGAGUCAGUCCGAGAAGGUACCAGCAAAGAAGGCUUCCCAUGGACAUGCUGCACAGCAGUCCCAGCAAGCAUCGACGUCUGCUUCCGAAUAUGGAGCACGUUCACGCCAGUCUGGAUCUGCCUCCCAGGGUAGGAGCGUCGCACAGACAAUACAAGGAGGGAUGUCUGAAGAUGAAGCCCUAGCCAGGGCAAUGCAGCUGUCGCUGGCAGAAACUUCUGCACCCACAACAUCCACAAGUCCAACAAAUAACAGUCAAGAGAUGGUGGCUCAAGAGCAGGAGGAUCAUGCAUUGGCAAGAGCCUUGGCAGCCAGUGAACAGGAAUAUACACAGCAACAACGCCAACAGGAAAAGAAGGACAAAUGUAUAAUGGCAUGACCAGGGUGGCAUGCAUUACUUGGAUACAGAUAAAUUUAUAUAUAUAUAUAAUGUUCUUUAAUCAUGACCGAGUAAUUAUAAAAAACGUGUAUUCACCUGAAACAGCAUCAAGAUUUCACUGUUUCAGUUCUCAAAGUGUGUAACUACUUGUUCAGUAUUGUCUUUAUUUUAUAUAUAAUUUGUUGUUGUAAAUACUAUGUGUUGUAAGGUAUAAAUUUUUAAGUAUUUUCCAAAUACCAAGGGUGUGCGUUAAAUUACCACAAAGUUGCCUUUUAGCAUAGCUGUUAUAUAUAAAUUGUUUGAAUAAUGAUUGAUAAUUUCACAUGCAUGUCUUGUAGGAAGAUAAAUAAUAUCAGGAGUAGAUAAUAGAAGAUUCUUCUAGAUAAUAUAAGAUUCUAGUAGAUAAUAGAAGAAUAAUCUUCUAUUAUCUACUCUUGAUAAUAUGCAUAGCAAGGUAAUUUUUCAUGGUACGUUUACAGUGUGACAAAUAAGGUGAUAGAUUGUGAGUUUAUUAAAUGUCAAUUAACAUUAAUUUAUAUUCCAUA
Priapulus caudatus is the source of this 1693-nucleotide messenger RNA. Its product is annotated as AN1-type zinc finger protein 2A-like. The transcript has 9 exons. Gene Ontology annotation, molecular function: zinc ion binding. Bases 306 to 1148 code for a protein of 280 amino acids. Gene Ontology annotation, biological process: protein targeting to ER; proteasome-mediated ubiquitin-dependent protein catabolic process. Lineage: Eukaryota; Metazoa; Priapulida; Priapulimorpha; Priapulimorphida; Priapulidae. Gene Ontology annotation, cellular component: cytoplasm; endoplasmic reticulum. The record is from RefSeq and is a predicted model, not a curated record.